Messenger RNA from Meleagris gallopavo (turkey), 4192 nucleotides. NCBI's taxonomy places the organism in Eukaryota, Metazoa, Chordata, Aves, Galliformes, Phasianidae. The record is from RefSeq and is a predicted model, not a curated record.
AGGAUCCUGCUGACCGUGGUGGUGAUCUUCAGGAUCCUCAUUGUGGCCAUUGUAGGGGAGACGGUGUACGAUGACGAGCAAACUAUGUUUGUCUGUAAUACGCUGCAGCCAGGCUGCAAUCAGGCUUGUUACGACCAGGCUUUCCCUAUUUCUCACAUAAGGUACUGGGUGUUCCAAAUCAUCAUGGUGUGCACUCCCAGCUUGUGCUUCAUAACGUACUCUGUUCACCAGUCUGCUAAGCAGAGGGAACGGAGGUACUCCACUGUCUUCCUCACCUUGGAGAGAGACCAGGAUUCAAUGAAGCGUGAGGAUAGUAAGAAAAUCAAGAACACAAUUGUCAAUGGGGUGCUGCAGAACACUGAAAACUCCACCAAAGAGGCAGAACCAGACUGCUUAGAAGUGAAGGAGAUCCCCAAUCCUGCAAUCAGAACUACAAAAUCAAAGAUGAGGAGGCAAGAAGGCAUUUCUCGAUUUUAUAUCAUCCAAGUGGUCUUUCGAAAUGCCCUAGAGAUUGGAUUCUUAGUGGGGCAGUAUUUUCUGUAUGGAUUCAAUGUCCCUUCCAUGUAUGAAUGUGACAGAUACCCUUGCAUUAAAGAAGUAGAGUGCUAUGUCUCUAGACCCACUGAGAAGACUGUGUUCUUGGUAUUCAUGUUUGCUGUCAGUGGCAUUUGUGUGGUGCUCAAUUUGGCAGAACUGAACCACUUGGGCUGGAGAAAGAUCAAAAUGGCAGUGAGAGGAGUACAGGCAAAAAGGAAAUCCAUAUACGAAAUCAGAAAUAAGGACCUGCCAAGAAUGAGCAUGCCUAACUUUGGCAGGACUCAGUCAAGUGACUCAGCUUAUGUGUGAGGCUGUGACAGAACUGAAACUUGGUGCCAGGUGGAACAGACCCAGACACCAUUAGAGAAAGGUACAUUGCUUAGGCAAGCAUUUUAUCAAACCACCAAGAAAGCCAUUAAGGUAUUGGAUCUGCACUUACUGAACUAGCUGCAAAAAUGCAGUGCUAUGUAAAAGACUGAAAACAAAACAAAACAGCUAUAAAACCAUGCUUGAUCUAGCCUUACAGCUACUAUUAUUACUAAUUUUCUUUCUAAAAAUUGGAUGCUAUCUGUUGGUGGAGCAGCUUUUUGGUCACCUUUAGGAUGAGUUUACAGUUUGGACUGUCUGACAAAUCUUUGUAAACAUGUAGAAUGUUCAUAUUAAAAAUCUGCAAAGAUAAUCUAUAUGGGGUGGGAUGGGGUGGGGGAAACUGUUGUGAUGUAAGAUGUAAGCAUGUUUUAAAAGGAGGGUAAUUGCACUGUGACCACAACUCAGUCAGGACAUCUGCUCUCACCUAUCUCACAGAUGUCUGAUGUUAUUUUGCUUGUCUACAUCACAGAGUUUAUUCCUGGUGUGUAUUACUAGAUAUUUUCUAACAUAGUUUGUGCGUCAUUUAGUUAUGCUAAACAAUAAAUGCUGAAUAUAAUUUUGCCAUUUAUUGUUUGCCUGUCCACACACACCAGAGACCUUAAUCAUCAUAUGUUAGUUGUGAUCUACAAAAUAUAUCAGUACAUUUCAGUUCAUUUCCUGAUAUGUGCACGAAUAAGAUGGAAUUGGUUCAUGCUGGCCAAGUUACGUACUUACCUACAGUUACCUAUGGUGACACACAUACCAAAGGAACAGAGUUCAUUGCUUUUAACUGUGAUUAUAUCACCAUCUCUCUGCUCUUAUUUAUAUAAGUGCCAUACUUGAAACAUCCAACUCUGUACUUAAUCAGAAAUUUGUCUUGGAAUACCAGCUGGAAUAAAGUGAUUUUAUACUCUCCUUUGUUUAUUUUAUGCUAUUUGUUUAGUCAUUGCAAUGGUGUAAAAAGCAGCUAAAAUCUCUAUUCAUAAAUAAAGUAUUUGCCUUUUUUUUUUUGUAAGCCAGAGAGGUUUGUUCUUCUUUAUUAUUGUAUACAGUUGAAGAAAUAUACAAGGUCAAAAUAAUUGACUUACAAAUACUCCUCAGGGUUUAAAGUGUCUUGCUGAUAUUCUGAACUCUAAGUGACAAAACCUGGAAAAUCAGGACUAUUCAUUAUGUCCGUUUUCUUCCUUAAGCAAUCUUCCCCUGUCUUUAAAACCUGAUCCAAAGCCCACUGACACCAACAGCCUUGUUUCUGCUGACACAAAGGGCAACACAGUUGGCUGCCAAGGUCACUCUGGAAAUAGCAGGGUGCAUUUACCUUGAAAAUGAAACAAUUGCAGCUUUUCAUCAGGGAAUCCAAAUAGUAACCUCAGCUUUUCUGCUUUACAGCUGAUUCAAGAAAUGCACUGUUCCUGUCCCCUCAACUUACUGGUAAGCCACUGGGGCAAUCAGAAAUAAAUCUCUAUUAAUAGCAACAAUUUUAAUAUAGAGUACUAAGUUUUGCUUAUGGACCAUACUUAAUUCCCACUGAAUUUGACAGAAAAUAUCUCACUGGCAACAGUAGGACUUGGAUCAGGACUUCAAAACCAUAAAAGUUCAUUUUUAAUUAAGUGGUAUCUGCAUUUUAAAGAAAAGUGCCCAAAUGGUGCUGGAAAAUUUGGGGAUACUUUAUAACACACAAAGGAGAUGAGGGCUUGGAACUGAAAAUGGCUUUUUGAUUGUAUUUUAUUGCAAGCCUGACAAUGGAUUUUUUUGUACUUUGUCCUGGAGAUGCAUGUAAAUCUUUUCUUUUUGGAUUACAGUUAAUAAUUCAACAUUUAAUUCUUGUCACUUGCCAAUGUUGACAAAAAACAAAAACAAAAACAAAAUACCACAUAAAAAACAAACCACAGAAGUAAUUAGUUCUUAGAUAGUGUAUUCAUUAUCAUUUUUGUUUAUGAGCUUUUUUCUUCAACAGUGAAACAUAAAAAGACUUUGAAAUGUGUCAUGUUUUUAAAGAUUUUAAAAAUCUUUUUCCUUAUGUGUAAAAUGAAAAGUUUUCACAGUUUGAUUAUAGAAGAUCAUAAAAUGGAUUUGUCAAAUGAUUCUCUGCAGUAUAAAUGCUCACUGAUAUUGCUAGUUGACUGCAUGUUCACUGGAAAACUGCCUGUUAUUUUUAGAAAGGCAACAUGGAAGCUAAAUUCUCCAUCUGCAAUACAACAAGCUUCUAAAGAUUACUAUUUGACACAGAAAUCCAAGCUUGAUCUUCAUUUUGUGGAUUCAUGGUGUGUUCUGCAACGUCUCCCUUUGAAUGUAUAUUGAAGUGAAAAAUGUUUGACAGUUGUAAGGAUUGUUUUACAGUUGAAGAAAUAGGAGAUUUUGUGCAAAGGGCUUGAUCCAUCGCCAAUUAAAAUUGAAGGAAAAAAUUCAUGCUGACUUCACUGGGCUUUGGUUCAGGUUCAGCUUGAUUUCCUGUCAGGCAGAAGCCCUAAUGCAAGUUAUUUCCUGCAGAUGCAUAGGCAGUGUUCAGUCAAACUCGAGUGAAGGUGCACAUCUUGAUAGCUGUAAGGUUUUAAUGCUUAAAAUUUCUUCAUGUAUGACACAGAAAUGAUCUGUUUGUAAUAGUCAAAGCCAGUGACUCAGUUCAUUCAAUUACUUUAUGCGGUUGCACAUUUUGUACUCCAGUAAGCUGGGAUUCUUCAGAAUUUUCAUAAGAGAAAUAUAUAAGGAAAUACAGAUGUUGAUUUAUUCAAUAGAAUCUAUGAUAAAGAAGGGAAAGGCUCGUAAUUUGCUCAACAGAAAUGCAAUUCCUCUAUUUUUUUCAGUAAGUUCUAAAUCAUAUUUUAUUUCAGAAGAGAAAUGAAAUGAUGUUAGGAGAUCAAGUGUUCCAGUCUGCCUUUUCAGCUGCUGCUUUUUGUUUCUCACCUAUGACUCUUUUGUCAUGAGCAAGAGAAAUAUUGGAAACACCUUUUUCAGUCAGUGUAUCAUAUAAGAGUUGUAUGAUUAAUGUUAAUGGACUGUUUGCUCGAAAGCUGACUAUUCAUUUACAGAAUAAAUGCUUUAAAAUUAUCACAACGAUGGGAAAGUGUGUUAACUGAACAGAAAUGAAUGAGAGCCAAAGCAUAAAUUACAGCCACUUAAACUUUGCUUCCGUCUCACUGAAAUGAAUUAAUUUUUCCAGUGAUAUGUAUGGAAGAUUCAGAUAUUAAAUAUAAAAUUCAGUUCAUCUUUGUAUUUUUCAUUCUAUACCCUGUCUGGUAGUAGUGACCAACAAUGUUUCUUAUCUUAAAUGAAAACAAAUAUUAUGAUUGCUAGACUUUUAUGGAAAGCU